AUGGGCUUUUUCCGGCGACUCUUUGCCGCCAAAAAAUCGUCUCCUCCUCCCUAUGACGGUUCAAGUACCAAAUCUGACAAAGACAGCACCACCAAGAAAAGAUGGACCUUCGCCAAACAAAGCAGCCGGAGAAAGUCACUCCCACCGCCACAGCCGCCACCGUCCUCCGCCUUCACCCAAUUUGACCCCUCCACUUCCUUAGAACGGAACAAACAUGCAAUUGCAGUUGCCGCCGCUACUGCAGCCGUCGCCGAGGCCGCUCUCGCCACCGCACAUGCCGCGGCGGAGGUUGUCAGACUGACAAGCAACGGAGUGGGAAGUAGCUCCAAAGCGCAUAGUGGCCAGCCACGGUUGCCGGAGGAAACCUCCGCCGUUAGAAUACAGUCAGCUUUCCGCGGUUACUUGGCGAGGAGGGCGUUGAGAGCGCUAAAAGCAUUGGUGAAGUUGCAAGCGUUGGUUAGGGGCCACAUUGUGAGAAAGCAAAGUGCGGAUAUGCUAAGGCGCAUGCAAACAUUGGUGCGACUUCAGACGCAGGCACGUGCGACUCGUGCGCAUCAUUUGUCAUCGGAUAAUUUGCAUUCUUUCAAGUCUUCGCUUUCUCAUUACCCUGUCCCUGAAGAAUACGAGGACCCGCACUCAUAUCGUGUAUGUAGUACAAAAUUCGGUGGAUCUUCCAUCCUCAAGAGAUGUAGCUCCAAUGCAAAUUUUAGGAAGAUUGAGUCGGAGAGACAAAGGUUUGGCUCCAAUUGGUUAGACCACUGGAUGCAAGAUAACUCCGGUAACCAAAUCAAAGAUACUUCAUUCAAGCAUAAACAUUCUCAUGAAGAUAAAAUCGAUAAGAUUCUCGAAGUAGAUACGUGGAAGCCACACGAGUCUCCAUCGAAACACUCAACAAAACCUCAAAAUCAAACUCCCUCAUUCAAGUUUCACAAAGGAAAAGAUCAAGAAACAGCAUCGCGCACAGCUGAUAAUAGUCCACAAACAUUCUCCGCGUCUUCAAAAACCGGAAACAGUGUAAGAAGAGGCACUCCUUUUACACCUACAAGAAGUGAAUGUUCAUGGAGUUUCUUAGGUGGUUACUCCGGUUACCCUAAUUUCAUGGCGAACACCGAGUCCUCAAGGGCUAAAGUUCGAUCGCAAAGCGCACCGAGACAAAGGCAUGAGUUUGAGGGAUACAUUUCCUCUAGAAGACCUUUUCAAGGUCUUUGGGAAGUAGGGUCUACAAAUUCAGAUCAAGGUUCUGAUUCAAGGAGCAAUAGAGUCUCACCUUCUUUGAGCCGUUUCAAUAGAAUUGGAAGUAACAAUUUAAGGUGA
Molecule: messenger RNA, 1314 nt
Organism: Lathyrus sativus (Indian pea)
Lineage: Eukaryota; Viridiplantae; Streptophyta; Magnoliopsida; Fabales; Fabaceae
Source: the annotation of a GenBank genome assembly